AUGGAAACACCUGAUGCUUCCUAUCGCACCCCUGCGACUGUAAUUAUGACAGUCGAGCCGCGUUGCGAAAACCAGCAUCAUGGAGCCAUUGACAAGACAUCGAAAGAACUAGAACUUCCCCGCUGGGUGUGUGUUAUCGGUUCGUCGCUUUUCCUCGCCUCAUCCUUUGGAUUCUCCCAGUCGAUUGGAACUCUGCAGUCUUACCUGCACCUCAACCAACUGCGAAACUAUUCUGCAAGAGACAUUGGCUGGAUCACCGGGCUCGACACCGCUCUCGCUUUGCUUUUUGGUCUCCAGGUCGGGCCUCUACUGGACAUUUACGGACCCAAAUGCCUGGCUCCAGUCGCAACAGUGCUCACGGUGUCCAAGUUUUUCUUCCUGGCUGAGUGCAAAGAAUACUGGGAAUUCCUGCUCUGUCUAGGUGUCCUUGGGGGAGUUGGCUCCGCUGUAUCCUCAUCGUUGGCAAUAUCUUCGAUUGGCAAAUUAUUUUUUCGUCGGCGUGGCUUGGCGAUGGGUGUAGCCUUGACUGGUUCGUCCAUUGGCGGUGUCAUAUUCCCCCUGGUUCUUCGUCGAACUCUACCAGAUAUAGGCUGGAGUUGGAGCACCCGAACGCUGGGAUUCAUUAUCUUUGGUUUCAUGUUCCUUGGGUCGCUGUGCCUUUUGCCUUUUCCACGCCUGGCUACACCGGCGGCAAACACCGCCGAAAAGAAGUCUGCGGCUCUUAGUUUUGUUGCUUUCCGAUCGACUCCAUUUCUGUUUACGACAAUUGGGCUUUUCUUGUUGGAAAUCUCAAUCAUCGGCAUUGACGUACUCCUUCCCACAUUCGCCAUUGAGGCCGGCUUUCCGUCCAGCUCGGGAUUUACCCUUGUUGCUACCCUAAUCGGAUGCUCAUGCUUAGGUUGUCUUCUCCCCGGAUUCGCUGGAGACCAAGUCGGCCAUUUUGACGUUAUGCUGUUCAUGGUCACGCUUACUUCUGUCUUCACGGCGGUUCUGUUUGUGCCUUUCGGCACCAAGUCUGUCGGUGUCCUGUAUGUUUUUGCGGGGAUAUGGGGAUUCGGAUCGGGGUCUUUCCUCUCUAUCACACCAAUUUAG
Colletotrichum abscissum is the source of this 1092-nucleotide messenger RNA. RefSeq names its product major facilitator superfamily transporter. The record is from RefSeq and is a predicted model, not a curated record. Gene Ontology annotation, biological process: transmembrane transport. The transcript has 2 exons. Gene Ontology annotation, cellular component: membrane. Lineage: Eukaryota; Fungi; Ascomycota; Sordariomycetes; Glomerellales; Glomerellaceae. Bases 1 to 1092 code for a protein of 363 amino acids. Gene Ontology annotation, molecular function: transmembrane transporter activity.